AUGGAGUUCAAUUACGAACGCAAGUUCCAGGAGAUGAAAAAGUACAUUCCAUUUUUGGAAAGUAUGAUCAAAAGACUGGAGAAAAUGAAUUCUCCCGAGAAUCCACGACAGGCUCAACUCGAUAAAAUAAAAUCCUUGAGGGAUCUUCUGAUGGAUAAAAGGAAAAGGAUGAAAAUGGAUAAUUUGCUCAAGUGCGAACAAGUUUUAUUCAAUUUGUAUACAAAAGUAGAGAAGAAAAAGUCACGAGAACCAGAUCGAAGUACAAACUCGGAAACUCGGAACUCGGAAGAAUCGAGAAAUACAAAUUUAAAUGUAGUGAGGAACAAACUCAAGACAGUGGCAUCCAAAUUACACACCCAUGGCAAUGACACACUACCGGAAAUUGCAAGGGCAAAUGAUGUUGAAGAAUCAUGUGUUCCAGGAAGUAAAGAACCUGCCCUAUUUCAGCGAAGACCUAACAUAUCUUCAUCAACACGAAGCAUAUUUCCAGGAUGUGAAAAGGAUUUUCCACCUAAAAAUACUGAAAAGGAGUACUCUCACCUACUAUUAUCACCGGACCGCAACCCUAAACCUUAUACAAAAGAUUACUCAGACGAACAAUCAUUGUUUGUAAGAAGAUCACCUAAAAAAUCACACCGAGUAGUCUCACCUUCUUACAAUAGAAAAGAACGAAAGAAAUCUUUAGAAGAAGAUGUUAAGGUUAGUAAAUUAAAAGAUCUUAAUAUUACUCUUCAAGUUCCCGAAGAUAGUCUUCAUUCACUUAAUACAAAGGAUAUUGUAUCCAGAAUUAUUAAUUGUAAUGAUAAUGAUGUUGACAUUGAAACCUUGCGCGGGUUAAGAACGCAAAUAUUGGGAGAACUAAAAGAAACUGGUUCAAAAGAAGAUAUUUCAGAUAUUAUAAUAAAAUCUUAUAAAAAGGACGAAAAAAACAAGAAAUCUGAAGAAGUGGAAGAAGGUGAACUUUCAGAUAGUGAAAGCGAGACCAUUGAAAAUAUUUAUGGCAGUUUAGUUGUAAUGAAUAAAGAUAAAUCUAAUAAAAUUGUGCAAUCUGAUAAUUUGGCCACGACAAAGCCUUGUAAAAUUCAAAUUUGUUUGGUAAUUAAUCCAGAGAAACAAAAAGAGAGUCUACCAAUUGAAAACAAUAAAAGUAACACGAAUCUUGAUAUCUCUGAUUUUGAAUUAUUUGAAAAUGUAGACAAGCAAAAUAAUAAAACACUUGAAUCUGCAAAAGCUAGUAAUACUAGUAAUCAACAUGAUGUUAUAAAACCAAACGUUUUGCAAAAACAAACUUCUGUAGAAACCACAUCUGAAACGCAAGUAUUUAGAAAUGACACAUCUCAAUCUGAAAUAAGUAAUAAAUCGAAACAAGAUGCUUCUCACAACGCACAGGGUAUUCAUUCAAUUUUAAAUGAUAACAACAGAAUUGACUCGUUGACUAAAUCGUUGUCUGAAAGUGCUCAUGAUGAAGAAAAGGAUCAUACUUCAUUGGAAGAAAAUCAAAGUUUCUCAGAAAUUACUCAUAAUGACCCUAAUAGUUUUAAUGCUUUAACUAGCAAACAGGAUGUAGAAAUUCCUUUGCUCAAUUCUCAAAAAAGUCAAUCUAACUCUGAUAAAAAUGAAGUAUCAGAAAUUGAUAUUUUGCAAGCUUUGAAAAACGAAAUUUUGAGUGAAACGUCUAAUGUUCUUAGCUCAGAUGUCGAAGCACCUCUUUUUCAGCCUAAAGUAACAAAAGUAGCAAAUGCCGAAGAAAUAGGAUAUAAGAAGAGGAUAUCUAUUGAAAAAUAUAAGGCUAAAGCUACCAAUAAAUCGCUACCAAAUUGUGAUACCGAGAAUAAUUCCCAAGAAGACGUUUUAAAGAAACAAAGUCUUAAACUCACUGAAAAGGAAUGCGAGCGGUUUUUUUCGACUAAAAGAUGGUUUGAAUCUUUUUCUGAUACUGAAGAUACAUCCAAUUUGUCAGUCGACGAUGUUUAUGAACAUUUAGCACCAAAAUCGCCUGAUCAUGAGGAUUUUUCAGAUACGGGUAUUAAACCACCUAUAAUAAUACCUAUUGACCCAGUUGAAACGCCGGUCGUAACGUCAGAAAAAGAUAUAGACAUGAGACAGAUUUUGCCACAAGACGUAGGUAACAUUAUUACCCCUUUACCAAUUCACCUCGAAAAUUCAAAUGUUUUCGCUAAAGAAGGUAUGUUAUUCGAUAAUAAUGGGCUGCAAAUAUCAAAUUUGACUGACCCUCGAAUGAACAGAGAUGUUACUAUCAUGAAUCAUCAAGCACAAGGAAUUUCUGUCUUAUCUUCAAACCACCCUUUAAACCCAAUAAACUCAUUAAACGAAAAUUUCUCCCCUAAUUUCAACCAAAUCAUGGCGAUUAACAUGCCUGGAUCUACUCCUAACAUAAAUGUCAAUUUGCCUCCAAAUAGAGCCGCUGUGACUUUGUCCCCCAGGUUGGCGCCAAAUUUGACACCGAAUAGAAUACAAAAUAUAGGAGGAAGUAUGACUCCGAAUAGCCUAAAUAGUUCAAUGCCUUUUGAUACAACACCAUCCAGAAAUUCAUUUGAUAAUGAUGAUAACCACAAAAAUUUGAAUACAAUAUAUCAAAAUUUUGAGUCUCAGGCUUAUAAUGAAAAAGCACGAAAGUCGCCAUGGUCCAAUGAUGUUCCAUUUUGGGAAGACGUUGAAAUACCAAUAAAAACCUCCAAUAAAAUAUCUGUCAGGGAAAAUCAACUUAAUUCAAUAAACAGUUCAAACACCUCCAAUAAAACCUUCAAUAAAAUAUCUGUCUGGGAAAAUCAACUUAAUUCAAUAAACAGUUCAAACACCAUUCCAGUUUGGGAAGACGUUGGAAACUUGAGAAAACCAUCUAAAGUGCGGGAUAACGAAUAUAUGGCAACAUAUGAUAGAUACAAUGUUGAAUCAAGGGAGCCAUAUAUAAGAAACGACGCCCAAGCGGCAUCUAGACAUUCAUUUAGAAGGAUAGAUUGCCCUUCAGCGACAAUUACAUCUUUUAGUCGUUAUGAUUGUCCACCUACUCCGACCCAUCCCUUUGGUAGGCAAGAGGCUUCGAUGACUUCUUCCCAUAAUUUUGGAAGGUCUGAGUACACACAAGUUGCCUUUGCACAAAAAUUCAAUAAAUCCCAGGAUCGAAGAAUAUAUAGAAAUCCAGAUUAUGAUAAUUAUCAUGCGCGGGAUCGAGACAGGGAACGAUAUGAUAAUUAUGAGUCAAAAUUUAAUUCAAUUUCUCAUGAUUCGGAUCAGUGUAAUAGGUUUAAUCGUUUAGAUACGUAUAGGCAGCAUGUGGGAAGACAAGAUAGAAAUAAAUUUUAUGAACAAAAUGAAAGUAAUUUUCGGGAGCCACUGUCCCGUCGAGAAACUGACUGUCGACAAUAUAACAGGGAACUAGAAGGAGAACGUUUUUUUACUAGACAUCGGGGGGGUUCUUCAAAUUAUAACCAUCGCCGUCAAAAUGAAUCGAAUAGUUAUGACAAAAGAAAUCGACGUUGCUAUAAUAUCGAAAGAUCAAAUAGCAAAAAUACAAGGGAUUUGUCGCCAUCGUUACCUCAGUCACCUCAGACUUUAGGAUCUGUACUUUCAAAAGAUAAAAAAAUUGGCGUUCAUUCUGACUUUGGUAACUCACUUUUAAUCGAUAAGAGUUCUAAAAAUUCGUCAAUUGAAACCAAAUCAGGUGAUAAACCCAAAUUUGACGCUCGUAGGCAACGCGCUUCUAGCGUCGGAAGGUCGAUUUCCAGCAACUCCAAUGAGAGUCGAGGUUUCCACGUAUCAAAACAAUCUUUGAGCAUAACAAAAAGUGAAACUAUGAGAAGGUCUUUUCAAAGAUCAAGUAGUGUUGGAAGAGAAAUUAGGGGGGGCAUCGGUAAUUUUAAAGACGUAAAAGAAUCCUUAAAAUCGUUUAAAUUAAAAUCGGACUCGACUGUCUCAAGUUACUUUAAGAAAACAGAAGAACCUGGCAGAGCUGUGUCUUUCGUAACAAGUUGUAAGUCGUCCAAUAAAAGAGAAAUAUUCGAGUCAGGAAAAAAAUCAUUCAAUGCUUGUCUAAGAUAUUCACCAAGAAAAAAUAAUAGAGAUCCAAGAAUGUGCCGAGAGUCUUACGGGAUAAAAAAUAAGUUUAAAGAUAAGAAAAACGACUUACGAGAUUCUAAACAUUGUGGCAUAGUUUACACAAAUGAUAACAUUACCAAAGGAACUAUUUUAGGAUCUGGAUACGGUGUUAAAAAUUACAAAAUACCGAAAAUAAAGCGAAACAGUGAAAUAACAGAGACAGUUCUUAGUGAUAGCAUUCAAGGAAAUGAAAUAAAAGACAACGCGGAUAAUGAUUGUCAAAAAGCUGCAAAGGGAAGUGAAGACAAAAACAAAUCCCUAAUUGAUUUAUCGGGUCAAAGUCUUACAAAAGAUGUUAAAUUGUUAUCAGGUGCAGAGGAGAGGAUGGAAGGUAAAUAUGAAAUUCAAGCUGUAAUAAAUAAAACAGAUAUUGAAUCCGACAGCGAAAAGCAGCUUAAUAAUAUUCAGCAUUUGAAAGAAGAUAAAAAUGUUAUUGUACCUGAAACUUCUACUGUCAAUGAAAGAAGGGUAACUAGAUCUGACACAAAAAAUGUUUCUGUAGAAAAAUCUUUUAGAGAAAAAUCACCUAUCCUAAUGACAAGAAAACUGAAGACAUUACAAAAAAUUAAAUCGGAUACCGACGAUAAUGAUUCCAUCAUAUCCAUUCAGAAAGAUAAUUCUAUAGAAAAUAAUAAAUUGAAUGCGGCCAUAAAAGAAAAACCAAAUGUUGACUAUAAAUCACUAUUGUGUGCUGCCAAUCAUUGUGAAAGAACGAAAAAUGAAUUCAUAAAUUCUGAAGUGGAUGAUAUUGAAAUUUUUUCUGACAAUUUCAUAUCAAAUCAGAUAGAUAAUAUAAAUGAUUUAAUUGCGGAUUUAGAUGACGAUUUAGAGUCACAUAAGAUUUUAGACUCUGAUAGUACUGAUUUUUCAAAAGACGUGAGUAUUGAAAAUCUAAUAGAAAACGAUUCAAACCCAUGUAAAAAUAACAAAUUAAAUAUACCUAAAAAUGUACAAAUUCCCGGUUUAAUGGUUUCGACAGUUGUACAGAAUGUAAAAACGGAUGAUACCAGUUUGGUUACAACAAAUAAUGAAAAGGGAAUUAGUUCCAAACAAGAAGACAAACAAGAGAGUAACUUAGAAAUUGGUAACACUAAAGAAGAAUGCAUUUCAGGUGAUAUUUUAAUUAACGAAGAAAACAUAAUGCCUCUUACACAAAUGACAAAAAAUGUUGAAUUAAAUAAUGAGGCUGUAGUGUCCACCACUUUCAAUCAUUCGGAAAAAAGACCAGCUAAUAACAGCGAAGUCCGUAAAAAAAUUACUGGUGAUGUUGAUGAAAUGAAAACACCUGAUAGAAUUAUUGAAAAUAGUGACGUUCCCGAGACCAAAUUGGAUGGAAAUUGUCUGGAAAUGACUAAGAAACCCACAAUAGAAAUGAUGGAUUCUGAUUUCUCUUCGACUGACAAUAACGUGAAAACAAAAGCGGAUAUGAUAGAAUCCAGUUUACCUUCUACAAACAAAACGCAAAUAGAAUCUAUUGGCAAGCUUUUAUCAAUCUUACAGGAUAAGUCAAAGAUAAAAGAACUUCUUGGUUUGUUAGGAGAUCAAUCCAGUGAGUGCGAAAAAAUUAAAAAGAAAUUAGAGAAACUAAGCGAACUUGUGUCUGACGAUGAAGAGGUCAUCAACGAUACAGAAACAAAGAAUAAAGAAGAAAGCCAAAAUAAGGAUAAAGAUCCUGAAUCUCAGUCGAAAACUCAACAAAUUGUAGAUAUUGUGAAUUCUAACGAUAAAACUAAAUCUAAUGACAAUGUAGGUGAAGCAGUUUCAGAAUCGAAUAAUUUUAGUCCUCAAAAAGAAAUACUUUGUCCAUUAGAAAUAAAUAUGGAAGACUGUGAAAGGCUCUUAGAAAUAAAAUCUGCAAAUAAAGAAAAGGAAGGACCAAAUACGGUCGAAAAUAAUGUUAAAACGGUCAUUAAAAAAGGUUCUGUUCCUAAAAAGCGAAAAAAGAAAACUUUUAUAAAGAAAACGUGUAAAAAAAAUAGUCGUUUAGCUCAAUCAGAUACCGUAGAAGUAAAGUUUGGGAACCCUUCCGUAAAAAAGCUAUCUAGAGAAUUGAAAAAUUUACAAGAUGACAUAAGAGAAAUGUUCAUAAGAGAUGACGUGCUUAAUUCGACUGGAAUAAGAAAGUGCCGUAUGGCAAAAUUGGCUGAUCGAAAGCGCAACAAACAACAAGAAAGUAUUGCUCAUGGUGAACCUAAACCGAUAGUAGUUCUAAAAAAAAUUAAAGAUAUUAUGGGGUGUGGAGAGGACGCUGCAUCUAUUGAAAAAGGAAAAAAGGCUAAGGGCAAAAAAAUAUUUGAAAAUGAAAUAAAAAACAAAUCGGUACAAACUUCUACAGUUAAACCUACAGAAAAUAAAAGUGAUCCGUAUGAUUUUGAGACAGACUCUAUAAAAGGUACAAGUAACCUUAGUGAUAAAAACGAUAGUUCGGGAUCAGAUUUCGAAUCCUUAGGUUCAUCGAAAAGAUUCGGUAGCAAUGAACUUUUAACGGAAAUUAAGAAAACAAAACGCAGACGUCGUAAAGGAUGGAGAUCUGGAAUUAUAAAGUCCAAAUGUAGAAAGAAGUCAAUUAAUCAGAAACAAGAUGAAAAUAUUACCGAAAAAGAAUCCGUAAUACCCCAAGUUGAUGUUACCAUACCUGACUUGAAUUGUUACAUUGACAAAAUGUAUUGCUUCCGGAAGAAAAACACUACUUAUGAUUGUCGUCUUUGUAUCUUUAGUGGUGAAGAAAUAGUACAUCAUUAUAAAAAGCAUCAUCCUUGCUCAGAAAUUCCAUGUUCACGAAUGAGUCCAGCUGUCGCAAAGUCAGCGAUAACAGAAUCAAAAGAAGUCAAUAUUCAAGCUAUUAGUAAAGUAACUUCAAAAAAAUUUGUGUGCCGAUUUUGUUUCAAGGAAUUUUCUAGAAAUAAGCCCUUAAUUGAAUCAUUCUUUUGGCACGUCGUAAGCGUGCACACUGGUGAAUAUAAACAACUUUGUUCAGAAGGUAGUAAUGACAAUAGCAGUCCAUUUAUUUUAGAUAUCCCCCCGCCUCCUACAGAAGCGAAAGGUCAAUUACUCGGUUACAUAUGUGGAGAAUGUAAUUACACUCAAAUAUCUGUAGAAAAUCUAAAGACACAUUUAAUUUUGAGACACAAUGACGAACCAACUCCAAUUUAUAAUAUUAAUUUGGCUUCUUUGACUCGACCAUAUAUCAAUAGUAUUUUAAAAGAAAUGGCGAAAGAUAAUGAAAAUAUACAAAACGAUAAGGAACCUUCUCGAGUGCUGAGAAGUUCCUGUUCUAACAUCAGUUUUUCUGAAAUUGUACAACUUGAAAAUAAUUCAUUGACAGAGUCUAGUCUAAAUUUAAAUGAGAGUUUAAUCUGUGCUAAUGGAGAUGAUUCCAGCGAAAAUACAAUUAUUACAAACAAUAUUAAGUCAAAAAUUACUUUUGAAAACGAUAUCAUGGAUGAUAUUUCCAAUGAUAAAGACUCCGAUGACAGAGACCUACCUGUUUUAAAAAUUGGUGCAGAUACUAACGAUACAAGUAGAAGUGAACCAGAAAAAGAUCUUUCACGUGUUAUAGAACCAGAACUUGCUAUAGAGACCAAUUCUGAAAAUCAACUCAACAAAGGACUCAAAGAUUUAUCUGAAUUUCCACAAAAUUUAUUUGAUUGUCCUCAUUUCAAAAUACAAUAUAACAGAACUGGUUCAAAAGAAUACAUAUGUUGUAUUAAUGGUAAUAUGCAUUACAGAACUACGCUUCUUAUUUCUUUUAAAAAGCAUGUUCAAAUGAAACAUUCAGAAAAAUGGGACGGCUAUUGUUAUGUUUGUAAAGUGAUUGUUACACCGCAAGGUACACAUUUCUUUAUGGAUUGUUUGUGUCACUUUCUUGAUAAACACCUAGACGAUUUUCCGAUUUUGGAAGAAACACCUGAAAAACCUUCAAAUAUCGAAUCUGCUACAGUUACUGAAAAUCAACCUAUUCUAGUGAAACAAGAACCCAAAGUGUAUAUUAAUGUUCGUCCAAUAUCGGAUACUACCGAAUCAAAUAAGGGUACUAGCGAAUCAUAUAAGGGUAAUACCGCAGUGUCGGACGUCAGUAAAUCCCCAGUUUUAGCUGUCAUAGAAAAUGUUAUUAGUCUUCGAUCACCCUUGGCCAGUCCACGACACAGUCCAUCUCACCACACUACUAGUAAUAAUAGUGUGCCUUUCGAGAAACUGUAUAAGUAUGAAGAAGUUCAAGCCGAGAUUAUGUCUAAGAAACACCGGGUUGUCUUGGAUGUCAUGAUGUCGGAGAACAAACUAGGUCAUGUUUUUAAAUGUUCAGGACGAUUUUGUUCAUUUACAUCUGAUAGUGCUGAAGACGCAUUUCUUCAUGCAUCAACGCACGCGCGGCUUGGUGGAGAGGAUGCAUUAAAUUGUGUUUAUUGUGAUUUUGAUUGUCAUCAAAAUGCUAUAGAUUUGAUAACGCAUGUAUUUAAAAGUCAUGGAAGCUGUCAAUACAUUUGCGGAAAGUGUUUCUACCGUGCAGCUGCAGGUCAACUUGUGAAAGCGCAUCUCAAGAGGAUACACGAUGAAACUACGUCAAAUGCGAUUUUACAUACCUCAUUUAAAACUGUUUGUGAGGAAGACAUCUUACUAUCUCGAGAAAUUGCGGUUCCUCAUUACAUUUGCAAUGCUCAAGGUGAUUCCGAGGAACGCUGUAAGUUUAAAACUUAUACUCCUGGAAAAUUCUGUGAACAUCUUCAGACCCGUCACGCCUCAGCCGCUGAUUUUAAAUGUUUUAUGUGUGCCGCUAAAGUCGCGACGCCAACUGAUUUGGUACGACAUUUGAAAAUUCAUGGUUUAAAGUUAUACCAAUGUUGUUGGUGCAUUCACGGAGCUGAUAAUGAACCCGAAUUAUUAGCACACGCUUCAGUUUAUCAUCCUACUAAACUACCUAAAGCUUAUUUACGGAUUAUAACCAAUAAGGAGGGGUUAUCAGAUUUGAGAGUUUUGCCACUAGCACAUUUAACUAAAUCGAAUGUCCUCGCAAAAGAAAUUAUUAUGAGCAAAGUUAAAGAUAAUCCUGUAAAAGAGGCAGAAAGGUCCAUAGAAUUGGAAAAACUUUUGGGGCAAACCUGCCUUAAGGUUGAAACUACUGCACCGUCAGAAGAAACGAACACACAAUAUAAAGAUUUUGAGUUAAUUUUUGAUAAUGAAUCUGAAAUAAGACCCGUUGGGUUAAAUGAUGAAUCAAUUCUAACAAUGCAAUCAGAAUUUAUCCCAACCAGAACCAGCACACCCAUAACGGCAGUAAAGGAGGUUCUGUCUAAAAAUGAGAAGGAAACUUUGACGAAAAUCGAAUUAUUAAAUGUCGAAAAAACUGUUGAAAAUCAACCGGUUAUAUACUGUUUGGAUAGCGAUGAAGACAAUUCUGUUCAAAGCUCCCUUGAAUCUAAUAAUAAAGCCAGUAGAAAAGAGAUAAAAGUUGCUUUGAAGGACUUAUUUAUGUGUGCCAAAUGUAAAAUGGUUCUCAAUACCGGUGUUGGGUUGAAACGGCACAUGAUGUGGUGUUAUGCUGCCGUCCCCGAUCCUAUUUCCUGUGCUCACUGUUCAGUGAAAUUAAUCAAAAGUGAUGUCCUGAAUCAUUAUUACGAGGUGCAUAGCCUCACAGGCAAACCUCUAAAAUUUGUUUGUACUAAAUGCCAUCGUGAAUUUAAUUCAGCUGCUCUUCUUAAAGAACACCGUAAAUUAGAACAUUUUAAUAUUGCUAACAAAAAUAGUGAAGGAACUGGUGCCAAACAAGUUGAUGCUCCAAAUAAACGAAAGAGAUCUGUAGGCAGCAAAGAAAAACCGGUAGUUCCAGAAAAAAUCAGACGUUAUGGACCCCAAGACGUGGACUUACUGCCGAUUAAUCCAAUAUUAGAUGAUUUAGUAUUCUGUUCACUCUGCGAAUUUAAUACAAAAGUCAAAUUGAACAUGGUAAGACAUUUACUGUCACAUGCUCAACAACAACCAGUGCCACAGACAGCACCAGUUAAUCCGGUGCCUCAUUUAGAGACGAAUGAAAAACAUUUCGACAAAAUGGUCAAUUUAGCUUCAAGUUCUAUUGUUACUAGGACACCUGAUAAGAAUAAGACUGAGAACACCAUUGUACUCCUACCGUCAGAAGCUGCAUCGCAUUUCCCUAAAUAUGUGACAGAAAAACAGCGACUAACUUGUGGAGCAAAAGGUUGUACUUAUAUAUCUGUCGACGAGUCUAUGUUGAAGUGUCACUGGGAAACAUUGCACGCCGAUUGUAGCGAGUUUCACUGCGUACAUUGCGCCCCUCAUAAAUUUUUCGAUACGUCGCAACCGUUGACUUCAUCCAGAAUUAUCGAUCAUCUGAAAAUGCACGAUUCUGAGUUGUAUGCUUGUUCGUUGUGCACAUACUAUCACCAUAAACGCGAAAUACUUCAAAAACAUUUAGUAGAUACCCACAAGGGUGGACAAGUUAUGGUUGUAAGAGAGGGAACCACGACAACUUCUAUAACAAACCCAGUUCAAAAUGCAGCGCCCACAAUGGAUUUAAAACUAUGGCAGUGUGGGUUAUGUAACUUUAAGAGCCUCCUAGAACUCCAGGUAGUAGAUCAUUGUGCUAAGGAACAUAACUCAAAGAUGCAAUACAAAUGUGUUUUUUGUGAGUUUAGAACAUCAAAUGCAGAGAACAUAUCAAAACAUCAAGCGGAAUCGCAUCCGGAAAAACCUGAGGAGGUUUUCUAUUAUUACUAUAGAAAAGACUCGAUACCAGAUGAGCCUGGUGGUACUCCGAAGUGGCAAAAACAGAGACAAAAGAACGAAAUUUUUGAGCCUCAAUUGAAGUGCGAACCUCCAAACCUUGAUAUUCCUCCUUUACAACCCCUGUCGACACCUGUUGUUUCCACAGUAGAUUUGAAUUUAGUUAAAAAAGAAUUUAUAGAACCAAUUGAAGAAAAACUUCAAGAUAUAUGUCAUGAUUUUGGUGAAUUUUGCGACCCCAAUGGCUUAAAAUAUAUGUGUCCUUUGUGUAAAAAUGUAAUGGAAGAUGACAUAGAAACAAUUCAAUCGCAUUUGUAUGAAGAAUUGAAAUAUAGGAAGUGGGGUUGCAGUAUCUGUUCUUAUAAAGCGUUUCAUAAAGCCGGAUUAAGUGAGCACAUGCAAGUAGAACAUUGUCAGAAUAGAGAACCGAUAGCUCUACAAAUUGAUCACCGAGUUGAGACGUGGGUGAAUAAGUUAUUGGAACACCAAACAACACUAAUUGAAAAGUAUAAAGAAAAUUUACUAAAACAGAAAGCUGAAAUUUUCCGAACUGCUCCGGAAGUUAACAAAAUUCAGUCACAUCAAAUGGAAUUAUCUCAGAAUACAUCGAAAAGCAAUAAUUCAGACAUUUCUAUUGAGGAUUUUAAUAAGAUAUUUGGAGCAAUUGGUGCACCGGUCAAUCGUUUGUACUGCUGUCCCAAAUGUGGCGCUACGUUUAAAGAGGAGGAUCUCAUGCAAAAUCACCUUGAAAGCGAGCUAAACAAAAUAAGAUGGUUCUGCAGUACAUGUUACCUGACCUUCCAGACUUUUCACGAAGCGCAGUUUCACUGUCGAAGUGCUCACCUGUCUCUUCGCCCUGCAGCUCGGCCCAGUGAAGCACCCCGAGACCCAAUUGCAAGGGACAACUGGGUCAAGACCGUACUCGCAGUACAAAGGCUCGGCAUGGCAGAAGAACCCCAAGCACAGACGAGUCCCAAGAAAGAUUCCAGACUCGAUGAAUCUUUGCUGGUCGUUCGUUAUGAAGAAAAUAUCCCUACCCCGGAUUUCCACCAACCUCAAGUACCUAUUCCCACAGAUAGUGAUGAAGAGAAAUUAGUUAUUGACGAACCAGUUGAAAAGGAUAUAGGCGCUUCUUGCAGUCGGAAUUGCACUAUUUGCGGGCAAGUGAUACCGCAGCGCGAACAGAUGCGCAAGCACAUUCUCAAACAUUACAACCUUAAACCGUAUUCUUGCGGCUAUUGUUCAUUUAAUGGAACUAGAACGGCUGUUAUUAAUCACCAUAAGAGAUACCAUGCUCCAGAAACCUUGCGUUUAAUGAGCGCAUCUAUACCAAAAGUGCCACCACAAGAAUAUGCUAAAAAACCUAGUGCGAAUGUUAGCAGUGUUAUAUGUCUUGUGUGCAAAAAAAGUAUCAUGGAAUCGGAAGUGAAAGACCAUGUCCACCCUACAGAGAUCGUAAGCUAUGCCAAGAUGGGUGAUGUUGUUUUAAAAUGUACUGUUUGUUCAGCGCUAAGUAAAGAUCUUAAUACACAUUUGAUGCACCAGCAAAAGGUUCAUAAGAAAAUGAAAACUACAACUUAUACAUCCUUGACAUUUAACCCUGCUGAAGACAAAGAGGAACCUAUGUCUAGAUCUUACCACAUUUUUUACCAAUGCAAUAAGUGUGAAAAGAAAUUCUCAUCAAUGAAAGAAUUAAAAGUUCAUAAAACAACUAACUGCUCCGAGACUUGUAGAAUGCCAAUAGUUAGUAUAAAUAAAAUGAAGAUAGACGAUAAAGACAAAGUAGGAAAGAAACGUAAAAAUGAUGAUAAGUCUAAUAAUACUAGUAAGAAGGUCGCAAAAAAAACAACCAGAACAUCUCAAAUCAAAAGAUUUGAUCUUAAAUCAACAACAAGAUUAUCUACGGAUGGACAAGAUAAGGGAGAAUCAAGUAACAAACCUAAUGAAGAACUAAAUUGUUUUAAAACAAUGAUACCAGUCUGUAAUAAGCUGGUACCAGAUACAUCUAACAUGUUGAACAAUAUUAAAGAUAAAAAACCUGUUGUGGUCGUUGAAAAAAUUAAUAUGGAUGAUAAGAAGUAA
Molecule: messenger RNA, 12933 nt
Organism: Danaus chrysippus (African queen)
Lineage: Eukaryota; Metazoa; Arthropoda; Insecta; Lepidoptera; Nymphalidae
Source: the annotation of a GenBank genome assembly